Molecule: messenger RNA, 1628 nt
Organism: Phaedon cochleariae (mustard beetle)
Lineage: Eukaryota; Metazoa; Arthropoda; Insecta; Coleoptera; Chrysomelidae
Source: the annotation of a GenBank genome assembly
GAGUACGUAUAUUUAGUUUGGCACACCAGCAGUAUGAACGCAAACAUUAUUUGAAUUCGUAUCUUAUCAUGUGAAUAAAAAUGGAAAUUCAAGUACCAUUAAAAUGUAUGUUUAAUGCUCUGUAUUAUUAGAAAAUAGAGUUCAAUAAUUGACAUAACGAUAAUCGCUGGUGCGCAUUACACCAACGAAAAUACCGCGAAACCAGUCUAUUUUAUUCCAAUAGUUGUAUUGUUGGGGAAGAUGGCGAAAGUGCUAUUAUUGCUGAUAGCAGGAAUCAUAGCUCUGUUGGGAUUCAGGAUCAAUUCUUUUCUGAAGCCCCCACCAUUACCUCCACCGCUAGAAAAUACUUGGUGGGGACCUGGGAAACCAAAUUCAGGUCAAGCAGUUGUGAAACCAUUCACCAUAAACAUUUCUGAUCAGGUGCUCAAAGACCUGCAAUGGCGCCUGGAAAAUCACCGUCCUUUCACUCCACCUCUGGAAGGCAUUCAACAGCAAUACGGCAUGAACACCAAUCUCCUCAAGAAAAUAGUUGACUUCUGGAAGAACGAAUACGAUUGGAGGAAACGAGAAAAAUUCCUGAAUCAAUUUCCCCAGUUCACGAUCAACAUCCAAGGCUUGGAUCUCCACUAUAUUCAUGUGAAGCCUAAGAAAUCAGAAGGGUUGAAAGUAUUGCCUUUAUUGCUGAUACACGGUUGGCCUGGAUCCGUGAGGGAGUUUUACGACAUCUUGCCAAUACUGACAACACCUCAGAAAGGAAGAGACUUCGUUUUUGAAGUUAUCGCUCCACAUAUACCAGGAUAUGGUUUUUCUAAAGCUGCUGUGAGACCAGGUCUAGGUGCUGCUCAGAUCUCUCUAGUGUUCAAAAAUAUGAUGCAGGCUAUAGGUUUCCAGCGAUUCUAUGCUCAAGGAGGAGAUUUCGGGUCUAUAAUUCUUCAACACAUGUCGGUUCUCUACCCGGAAGUAGUAUUAGGCUUCCAUUCUAAUAUGUGUGUUGUUAACACGCCACAAGCAUAUCUCAAGUAUUUUCUGAAUAGUUUCUUGCCAUCGUUACCUUGGUGGUACGUGAAACCUGACCACUAUGAUAGAGUUUAUCCAAUGGGAGAGCAUUUCAUGUUGCGUUUGAGAGAAACUGGGUAUUUGCAUCUACAGGCCACGAAGCCUGAUACUUUAGGUGUGGGUAUCAAUGAUUCUCCUGUGGGCUUGGCAGCUUAUAUUCUGGAAAAAUUCACUACUGGCACCAAUAAAGCCUGGAUGGAGGAGGAAGAUGGAGGACUUACGAAAGUUUUCACUUACACCGACCUGCUGGAUAAUAUCAUGCUCUACUGGGUGACCAACUCUGCCACCACAUCUUUCAGACUUUAUUCCGAAACAUUCAGUAAGGCGCAUAUGGACUUGGGAAUCACCAGGAGACCUGUAACUGUUCCAACAGCAUGCAUACGAUUUUCGAAUGAUUUCUACGCUGCUGAUGGUGCCUUGAGAGAAACCUAUCCGAAUUUGGUUCAUCUGACCGAUGAGGAAGGAGGCCAUUUUGCUGCUAUGCAACUACCACGAGUUUUGGCAGAUGAUGUCUUUGAGUCCGUAGAGAUUUUCCAAAAUAUUCAUAAGAAAAAUAGCUGAUAAUAUAUUAU